Symsagittifera roscoffensis is the source of this 4054-nucleotide messenger RNA. RefSeq lists its product as uncharacterized. Gene Ontology annotation, molecular function: DNA-binding transcription factor activity, RNA polymerase II-specific; sequence-specific DNA binding. The record is from RefSeq and is a predicted model, not a curated record. Lineage: Eukaryota; Metazoa; Xenacoelomorpha; Acoela; Convolutidae. Gene Ontology annotation, cellular component: nucleus. Gene Ontology annotation, biological process: cell differentiation; regulation of transcription by RNA polymerase II. The coding region runs from base 1562 to 3544 and encodes 660 amino acids. The transcript has 2 exons.
CACAUGCUGCGAAGCAACUUCCUCUCUCGCAUUUUGGCUCAUUUUCAAUUUUUCUUUUUUCUCUUCCUUCCCCUAUUUAUAAUUCAUUUCUCUGCCGUUGUCCAGUAAUGCGUUUCUUCGUCGCAAUCCGUACACUAACAACGUCAGAUCAAGAGCUGCAAUUUGGCUUAAGCGGAUGGUUUUUUAACCAACGGUGAAUAAUUUUUAAUUACUCUCAAUAUUUAUGACGAAUUACAAUUAAAUACUUUCAAUAACGACAUUAAUUUUAACAAUGCUUUUCUAAACUUCUCAAAAACAAAAACUGCGAAUUUUUUUAGUGCAAAAAAGCUACUAAAGGGAUUAACAUAUAAAACCCAAGUGUUCAAAUUAGAAGUUUCAACUUGUUUAGUCUAGUCGGCAAAUGUCAGUUUGUUUUGGUUAAAAAUUGAGAUUUUAAAACAGCAAAUAUUGAAAAUUAUCUCGCUUUGCUUUCUUUUGUUGUCUUAUUGUUACAGUUUUAACUGGUCUCUGCCACCGGAACUGACAUUUAUAAUACCCCCCACUUCAUAAAAAUACAAAAAUUAGAGUUCAUACUCAACUCACCCCUUCCCUCUCGGUCGUUCGUUCGUUUAUUUCCUGUUGUCCCAUUUGUUCACGUGUCUUUCCAUUCUCAUCUCUUCCCUAUUUCUCAUUUCCUGUUCUUCCUUUUUUGCCGCCGCCGCUCAUUUUUCACCACAACAACAACACGUGUUGAACCGAUUUUAAUUUUUUGGUCCAAUUCCGAAUUCCGCCUAAAUUCUCUAAUAUUUUCUUACUUUCUCCAUUUUUGUGCGUCGCGAUUUAGUUAAUUUUAACUUAAAUGUAUGUUAUCCUUGCAUUGUUAUAUCCUUUAAGCCAACUUGGAUUUUAUACUUUUUUUAAUUCUUUCAAAUGAAAAAAAAAUCAACUUCCUACUGCAGAUAAUUCAGCGCUUCCGCUUUGCCUCAAAGUGAUAGCUAAGUCAAAAGACUUAUAUACCUCAAAACUCAGCCGCCUCAGUUGAAUUUCUAAUCCUGGCGUAGCAAAAAUUGAAAAAAUGGAAAUCAGUAAUUUCCUGUUUUCGAAUGAGGUUCGAAAAGAAAAGAAAAUUUAGCGUAUAUUUGCUUAUUUGGCUGAACUAAAACUUAUUUCCCCUUGCUCAGAUUUCCCUAAUUCGAAAGUGUUUAGACUCACUUCGCUCUUAUUCUUAUUUUCUUCUAAAUUUGGAUAUCUUAAUGUGAUGUGUGGCUUUGUCCAUGUUUUUUCACUUUGCGGGAAUAACAGCGGAAAGGCACAAAAAAAACGGAUGCGAUGAUUUUUAAUCGCGACACAUUCAGUGUUGCUGCAUUUGGUUUGGUUGGAGUCCACUGAGAGUUCGUUUCCUUAAUUUGUGCCAUUUACUUCCUUAGUUUCUAUUUCUAUCUCUCUCACUUAGCCGUAAGUUAUAAUCAGCGUCGUUCAGCAUUGCCCCGAACAAAAUUUAUCAAUAAUUUGUUAUCUUUCGUUUUAGUAUUUAUACCAGGUGCCAAAAAUUGUGGGAUAAUUCUUGGAAUAGCGACUUCAAAUGAGUGAGUCAAUUGCAGACAGCUGUAUGGUGGCUGUACCCGAGUGCCCAGCACCACCUCCUCCCUGCGCGACAAAUAAUAACCCUACCCCUCUUACACGAUCGGACGUGAAGCAGGAAAUUUCAGAACACUACGAGAACAUCUGGAAAGGCGUGGAAAAUGCGCAUAAUCUCAAAACAAAAGUUACAGAAGCUAAUUUUAACGAGAAUCAAAACCAAGUUGAGUCUCAGUGUCCUACAUCUAAUGGACAAGUUUUCGUGACGACAAGACACGCCCAAAAUAUUCCUAAUUUUCUAGCCCAGAUUAACAACAACUUUGCAGAACUGACUCCGAAAAGUCAAAAGGUUGUAGCAGGUCACCCCACAAGUAGCGCUCACAAUGGUACUCUAAAAACAACAAACGUGAUAGGAAGAAAUUACCCAAGCAGUUUAGUUGAACUACAAAAAAGUAGUCUCCAUUCGAACAACAACGUAACCAAAUUACCCCCGGCUAUGCCAAAUAUCUCGAAUCACGAGUUUAUAUCAGUAAUCAAAAGCUUAGCUGAGAAGCACUUGAAACAAACGACGACGCAAUCGAAUGAUAGCGCCACUUUUCCUGUUGCAAAUGUACAAUCGAGUCAGUUUUCACGACCUGUGAGCUUGAACGGAACCCCCGCAAACAGUGAAAACAGUAAUGACUGCAAUAGAACAUCUCCAAACGAAGACUUUUCAGUUGUUUCUUCCGCUAACAUGAAUGGUGGACCCCACAUUCAGUUGUGGCAGUUUCUUCUGGAACUCUUGGGCGAUCCUUCCAAGGCGCAUAUCAUAAGCUGGAUUAACAGUACCGGUGAGUUCAAGCUCCACAACUCGGAGGAAGUGGCAAGGCUGUGGGGUAUGAGAAAAAACAAAACAGGCAUGAAUUAUGAUAAACUCAGUCGAGCUUUGAGGUAUUACUAUCACAAAGGACUCAUCAAAAAAGUGCUGGGGCAGAAGUUUGUGUAUAAAUUUAUUGCGGUUCCAUCGUCGGAAACGAACCAAACGAACAGUACGCUGUCUCCGGUAUCCGAACCCACGUCCCCGUCCCCAGCUCAGGUAUCGCCGACUCCUGACGAGUGCAGCUCGCCAAUGAACCUCCAGUGCCAGAAAUCGAUGGCUAAAGAUAAACCAAACAUUCCGGAAAGACUAAAUUCCUUGCCAGGUGCAAAACGUCCUCUUUUUCCGAUGGCACCAAAAGACGAGCCUUUGGAUCUAUCAACAGAUAAUGCGACUUCAAAAGAGAGCGAUAUCGGAUCAUCCAAUUCGAUGUGUGAUAGUUCACCGAGCGAAGUAUCUCCGCCAAAGAAAGCCUUCUUCCAAACUGCAAAUCCAGUUUCCAAUAAUUCAAUGGGAUCCAACCAAUCACCUUGUCUGUCAAAUAGUAAUUUCACCAAUGAUUCAUUAAAUCCGAGGUCGACUAGUUCUAUGCAAGUUACAGCAGAAGCUGCGAUGACCUCCCAAAUCGUGAGCGCGAUGGCAGAAGCUGCAUCGAACUUUGUGGCAUCUACGAGUGCAGGCCCGACGCUCGCGAUUCCAGCUGCAGCUGCUUCGUCACUCUACCCUUGGUUUGCUGCUGCGGCGGCAACGUCCAGGGAUCCAGCGAUAGGAUCGAACGCGAUUUGCAGUCCUUUGGGGUUCCCAGGAUUCCCGUUGUUCUAUGCGACGCCUAUCGCUAUGGCUCCACACGGCGGGGUAACAAACGGAACCACUCUUGGAAAUAGUUGCUGCCAUCAACACCAAACGGUUGAAGGUGCCGAAAAAGUCAUGAGAAGUAUGUCGACUCAAACUGAACCACUUCGUCUUCUGACUCCUACAGUCUCUGGAAAAUGUUGCGAGUGUGAGUGCAGGUGCAAUAGGCAACAAGAAAACACUGAUAUCAUAAAAGAACACAAUAAAGUUUCAUCUUCAUCGCUAAUAAAUACAGAAGUUGAAGAUGAUUUAGCAGAAGCAGUUAUUGACAUAAACUGAAGUUUAUUUAAACUCCGAGUCUCUCAAAUCUUUUGAAACUUUGUAAAUGAUAUUCUCUCGAUGAUCAGGAACGAUAAUUUUAGCACUGCAGAAUUGUUCCAAAAAUAGCAAUUUGGUGCCCACAACAGCACAAAACAAAAAAUUUGCGCUACAGUUUUUUUAAAAACUGAAAUCCAAAAAACAAUAAUGACGUAAUUCAAAUCUAUUUUUCUGUUUUGAACUAGUUGACCUCGGAUGUCAAAACAGUCUUGUGUGUAUUAUUGUAUUGUUAUUUUGGCAUUUGCUCGAUGAACUUGAAAACAUUGGCUUAAGUAUUAAAAAAGUAGUUUUAAGCGUUAUAACUAGAGUUGAAAAUGAAGAAAACGUGCCAAAAUUGGUUCCUGAUAUUAACAGUGCUAUUUAUAUUCUCUUUUAAAUUAUUGCUUCUGCCGCGCAGCACUAGUGCGAUCUUGAUUGUAGUCUAUUUGACAUAUCCUCUGUACUUUCAAAAAUUAGACAUUUUUGUCAUAG